UUCCGGGGGUUGUAUUUACAAAGCGUAACGUUACGCGGCAGAGACCCAUGUGAUCGCAGAGAUGGCGACCGGGGAUGGCAGCAUGUUGGAGAGCUGCUUACAGUUACUAAACAGCGACACAGCACACCCGGAUCUAUUUCUCAGUGUCCAGGAUGCUCUGGCAACAGACUUCAAAUCACUUACCAAGACUCUUUAUGAUCUGCAUAAAGCCCAUGAGCCUGCAGACUGCAAAGGAAGCCCACUGGAGCAGCUGGUCAUCGAAAACUUUGAUGAGGAGCAGAUCUGGCAGCAGCUGGAGCUUCAGAACGAUGCAUUACUGACACAUUUUGAGGAGGCAGUUGAACAAGCUGUCACAGAUGACACUAUAACAUUUUUUGAUGAUGAUGAUGAUGAUGAUGAAGAGGAGGAGGAAGAUGGUGAUAAUGGGGAAAUUGCUAAUAAUUUAGAAGAAGAGAGUGCAGAGGAAGAUGAGGAUGAUGAUGAUGAGGACAAAGAGGAGGAAAUUAAGCAGAGGUUGAAACCAUCUGCAAGCAAUGAGGACGAUGACUUCUCUGGUGAAGACUCGGAUUUGGACUUUGAUGUAGAUAAAUUUGAGGAAAAAACCAAACAGAAACAGUCAGCUGCCAAAUUAUCAAAGUCAAAAUCUCAUAGGACUCCAUCAGAAGUAGAUGACAGGUUUUUUAAACUGUCAGAAAUGGAAGCUUUUUUGGAUGACAUGGAUAGAAGAGAAGGAAAGGACAGCGUAGAGGACAUAGACUACUUUCAGAAUUUGCCAUCUGAUGAUGACGAGGAACUAAGCUUUGAUAAACCUGUAGCGCUCACAAAACAGGAAAAGAAGAAAAGCUCCAGAGAUAUGAAAUACAAAGAUUUCUUUGCUCCAGUGGAUGCAGAGCCAGAAGAGAUGGAUCCAGAUGAAGAGAAGGAACCAGAAUCUAGUGAUGAUUAUGAGGGAGAAGAAGAUGAUGGCAAUGAGCUGGAGGAGGAGGAUGAAGAUGAUAUGAAUGAGGAGGAUUUUGAGAUGGAUGAGGAUGACACAGGUGAUGGAGCAAGAAAUGCUUUACGCAAGGUGACCUUUGACCUCCCUGACGAUGACAGUGAGGGGGAGGAUGUGGAAGAUAUUCUAGGUGGAAAAGCCAAAAACGUGCCUAAACCGGAGUCCAAGUCAUCCUUUGAAAAGAGACAGGAAAAGAUGGCAAAAAAGAUUGAAGAACUGGAGAACGCUGCAUUGUCCGAGAAGCCGUGGCAGCUGACAGGAGAGGUGAGCGCUCAGACUCGACCGGAGAACAGCAUGCUGGAAGAGGAUGUGGCGUUUGACCAGGCCUCUAGGAUGGCUCCAGCCAUCACAGAAGAAACUACCUUACAGCUUGAGGAGAUUAUCAAACAGAGAAUCAAAGAUCAGGUGUGGGAUGAUGUGGUAAGGAAGGAGAAGCCUAAAGAGGAGGUGUUUGAAUAUAAGAAGAGACUCACUCUGGACCACGAGAAGAGCAAACUGAGUCUGGCUGAGGUUUAUGAGCAGGAGUAUAUCAAACAGACACAGGAAAAGAAGGAAGAGGAAGAGAACCCAGCGCAUAUAGAAAUCCAGAAACUUAUGGACACACUCUUCCUUAAACUGGAUGCGCUAUCAAACUUCCACUUCACACCAAAACCACAUAUUCCUGAGGUGAAAGUGGUUUCCAACUUACCUUCUAUAACUAUGGAGGAAGUGGCUCCAGUCAACGCCAGUGACGCCACACUUCUGGCUCCAGAGGAGAUUAAGGAGAAGAAUAAGGCAGGAGACGUACUCGGAGACACAGAGAAAACCACUACAGAUAAGAAACGAGAGAGACGCAAGAAGAAGAAACUGAAGCGUCUGAAGAUUCAAGAGCGGGAGAAGAGACAGAAAGUCAAAGAGGUGAUGAAAGGAGGAGACAAGAAGAAGAGUAAAGCUGAGGUUGAACAGACUCUCAAGAAACUUACUAAAGGAGGAAAAGCCAAAAUACUCACGAAUGAUGGCAUGGAUAAGGCCCUGCGUUCCUCUCAAGCCUUCUUCUCCCAGUUACAAGACCAUGUCAAGAGCCAAAUCAAGGGCUCAAAGGGCCAGACGGCAAAGAAGAAGAAACAAAAAGAGAUUUCUGUAAACAAGCUUAAGUUGUAAUGUUGACUUGUGUCAAAAGCAGUAUGUACAGUUGUUAGUUUUAAGAGAAAUCUAAUUGUUGUAUCCUGUCAUUUUUUUAUUAAAAUACAGCUUUCUUUUUCCUGUA
This is a messenger RNA of Sinocyclocheilus anshuiensis, 2240 nucleotides long. RefSeq names its product U3 small nucleolar ribonucleoprotein protein MPP10-like. Lineage: Eukaryota; Metazoa; Chordata; Actinopteri; Cypriniformes; Cyprinidae. The transcript is spliced from 11 exons. The record is from RefSeq and is a predicted model, not a curated record. The coding region runs from base 62 to 2134 and encodes 690 amino acids. Gene Ontology annotation, cellular component: Mpp10 complex; nucleus; sno(s)RNA-containing ribonucleoprotein complex. Gene Ontology annotation, biological process: rRNA processing.